GAAAUAAACAAGUUUUCCCAAAAGUAAAAACAGUAUGUACCGUCUCCCCAAAUCAAUCCCAAUGACAGAUCACACCAGUAAAAGCUGCUACCAUAUAUAGACAGCUCUUAAAUGGUGUAGAACUUCCCUAUAGUCUGUCUUCUUCCCCCAAAACCCAAAAAAGAUGGUGCCUCCAUUUCAUGACCUAACGACCCAACCCCUCUGGCUUCUCCUUCCUUCCACUCUUGGCUUCUUCAUCCUCCUCAAGCAUAUCACCUCUCUGGCCAAAUGGGUCUUCAUCCUCCUCCUCAGAGCCCCCAAAAACCUGAAAAAUUACGGCUCGUGGGCAUUGGUCACCGGUGCAACCGACGGCAUAGGAAAAGCAUUUGCCUUCCAACUUGCCCAAAAAGGCCUAAAUAUAGUCCUAGUCAGCCGGAACUCCACCAAGCUCAAAUCAGUCUCCGAUAAAAUCCAUGCAAACUCUCCCUCUACCCUAAUAAAAACCAUUGCAUUCGACUUCUCAGGCAGCGGCUUGGACGGGUUGGACGAGCAGCUGGAGAAGGAGAUCAGGGGUUUGGACAUCGGCGUUUUGAUCAACAACGUCGGGGUUACAUACCCGAGUGCAGGAUUCUUUCACGAGGUUGAUGAGGAAGUGUGGAUGAACGUUGUGAAGGUGAAUGUAGAGGGUACAGCUAGAGUGAGCAUGGCAGUUGUGCGAGGCAUGGUUGAAAGGAAGAGAGGUGCAAUAGUUAAUAUUGGUUCUGGGGCUGGCAUUGUUGUGCCUUCUCAUCCUCUCUUCACGAUCUACGCCGCUACAAAAUCUUAUGUGGAUCAACUGUCUAGAUCCCUCCACGCGGAAUACAAGAUGUACGGAAUUGAUGUGCAAAGUCAGGUACCAUUAUACGUAGCAACAAAACUGGCGUCGAGGGUUGCUUCGAUCGAAAGGCCCUCCCUCUUCAUACCAACCCCAGAUGCUUAUGCAAAGGCAGCCAUUCAGCGGAUUGGCUAUGAAGCUCGCUGCGCUCCGUUCUGGGCUCACUCAGUCCAGUGGUUCUUCUCGCGCUUGGCCCCCGACUCUCUUCUCGAUGCUUGGCGCCUCUCUAUUGGUUUAAAAAGAAGGGGGAAGAAACUCCAUGAAGAACUAAUAUAAUACCUACUUUGUGUUUUGACCAAAAAAUAACACACACUCUGUUAUUUCUCUCUUGUGUGAGCAGACAAGUUUAUGCAAUUAAUUUUAGAUUAUAUAUGAAUUGACAUGAGAGGAACUAUGAUAUUACUAUUUAAGUUUUUCUACCA
Messenger RNA from Malus domestica (apple), 1275 nucleotides. Its product is annotated as very-long-chain 3-oxoacyl-CoA reductase-like protein At1g24470. Gene Ontology annotation, cellular component: endoplasmic reticulum. Gene Ontology annotation, molecular function: ketoreductase activity. Lineage: Eukaryota; Viridiplantae; Streptophyta; Magnoliopsida; Rosales; Rosaceae. The record is from RefSeq and is a predicted model, not a curated record.